This is a messenger RNA of Aspergillus puulaauensis, 840 nucleotides long. RefSeq lists its product as uncharacterized. The coding region runs from base 1 to 840 and encodes 279 amino acids. The transcript has 2 exons. NCBI's taxonomy places the organism in Eukaryota, Fungi, Ascomycota, Eurotiomycetes, Eurotiales, Aspergillaceae. The record is from RefSeq and is a predicted model, not a curated record.
AUGGUCACCCUGACGUGGGUUUGGCUGCUCUUGCUCUCGGUGUUGCAGGUGGCUCGAAGCGACGAAACAGCCAGAAGUAACUGGAUUGUGCCUGACGGAAGCAAUGAGAAAGACUUCCAACAGACCUUCUACAAUGGAGACAAAGUGCAGCUCCAAUGGGCUGGCUGGGACGCUUACUACACAGAUUCAUUGUUGGACGGCAGCCCCCAGGCCAAUUUGUACGUGGUUGCAUGGGAGGAGAAAGAGGCGGACUAUGUCAGACCUCUUUCGUCUUCGGUGGACGUCUCGGGCCAUGGAUCGUACGAGUGGACAAUCAACAUUCCCAACGAUACCCUAGCAAAGACCAACAAGUACUGUGUUGCCUUUGCAGAAAAGGAGUACAGCUAUACCUACGACGGCUAUAACAUCUUCUCAUCAGGCUUCCUCGUCCGGAACAGGCCAACACCGACACCAACCCCGGAAGCUGCAUCAUCCGGUGGGCUCCAGACUGGCGCGAAAGUUGGCAUCGGCGUUGGCGUGGGAGUCGGUGGACUGGCUGUCUUUUCUGCGUUGGGUUUCCUCCUGCUUCGACGUCGACGGCAACACCAGACAUCAUCACAACUGAUGGCUGCGAGUCCGCAGGGCGCUGGUUCAGGCUCAGACCAAGCGCUGGGCAAGGGGUACUACCAGGAACAAGUGCCGGACCAUGGUGACUACCAGGGGCAAAGGUGGAACAAGGGUUACUAUAGCGCUGGACCGGAGCCGCAGGAGCUCUAUGUGGCCUCGACUGACGGUCUGUCUGAGGCACCGUCGACGUCUACGCCACCGGUUGAAUUGCCAUCAGCACCGCGCGAGAAAUGA